Messenger RNA from Aspergillus nidulans FGSC A4, 2598 nucleotides. Its product is annotated as ribonucleotide-diphosphate reductase subunit rnsA. Gene Ontology annotation, molecular function: nucleotide binding; ribonucleoside-diphosphate reductase activity, thioredoxin disulfide as acceptor; ATP binding. Gene Ontology annotation, biological process: deoxyribonucleotide biosynthetic process. The transcript has 2 exons. The record is from RefSeq and is a predicted model, not a curated record. Lineage: Eukaryota; Fungi; Ascomycota; Eurotiomycetes; Eurotiales; Aspergillaceae. The coding region runs from base 1 to 2598 and encodes 865 amino acids.
AUGGGAUUCGAUCGUGUCGCCACUUGCUGUACGAACUCUGCUAAUGUAUUAUUAAUCACAGACGGACGCAAAGAGCGCGUGCAAUUCGACAAGAUCACGGCCCGUGUAUCAAGGCUUUGUUACGGCCUUGAUCCUGAGCAUGUCGAUGCUGCUGCUAUCACUCAGAAGGUCAUCUCUGGUGUCUACCAAGGUGUCACCACGGUGGAACUUGACAACCUGGCUGCUGAGACUGCGGCGUACAUGACCGUCACUCAUCCAGACUAUGCUAUCCUCGCCGCUCGUAUCGCGGUUUCAAACCUCCACAAGCAAACUAAGAAACAAUUCUCCCUCGUCAUCUCAGAUCUCUACCACUACGUCAACCCAAAGAAUAAAAAGCCCGCACCCAUGAUAUCAAAAGAAACAUACGAGAUUGUUAUGAAACAUGCAGAAGAGCUUAACUCUGCCAUUGUGUACGACCGCGACUUCAACUACAACUUCUUCGGCUUCAAGACUCUUGAAAGGUCAUAUCUCCUGCGACUUGAUGGAAAGAUUGCCGAACGCCCUCAGCAUUUGCUGAUGCGUGUCGCUGUUGGAAUCCACGGCAACGAUAUUGAGCGGGCUAUCGAGACCUACAAUCUCAUGUCCCAGAAAUACUUCACACAUGCGUCUCCGACUCUGUUCAAUGCAGGCACCCCCCAACCUCAGCUGGCCUCUUGCUUCUUGGUCGAUAUGAAGGAGGACAGCAUUGACGGUAUCUACGACACUCUGAAAACAUGUGCCAUGAUUUCCAAGACUGCUGGUGGCAUUGGAUUAAAUGUUCACCGCAUUCGUGCCACUGGCUCUUACAUUGCCGGUACCAAUGGAUCUUCCAACGGUAUCGUUCCUAUGCUCCGUGUGUUCAAUAACACCGCUAGGUACGUCGACCAGGGAGGAAACAAGCGUCCGGGUGCCUUUGCCAUCUACUUGGAGCCUUGGCACGCUGAUGUCUUUGAGUUCCUGGACCUUCGCAAGAACCACGGAAAGGAGGAAGUGCGAGCUCGUGACCUAUUUUAUGCUCUCUGGACUCCAGAUCUGUUUAUGAAGCGAGUUGAGGCGAAUGGUGACUGGACUCUCUUCUGUCCCAACGAGGCUCCCGGUCUGGCCGAUGUAUAUGGAGACGAGUUCGACGCUCUCUAUGAACAGUACGAGAAGGAAGGCCGCGGUCGCCGAACUAUCAAGGCUCAGAAACUCUGGUACGCCAUCCUGGAGGCCCAGACUGAGACCGGAAACCCGUUCAUGCUGUACAAGGAUGCCUGCAACAAGAAAAGCAACCAGAAGAACCUGGGAACCAUCCGCAGCUCUAACCUUUGCACUGAAAUCAUUGAGUACACCGCUCCUGAUGAGGUAGCUGUUUGCAACUUGGCCUCCCUUGCCCUCCCUACCUUCGUCGAUGCUUCUCGCGGUGAAUACGACUUUGGCAAACUGCAUGAAGUUGUGCAGGUCUUGGUUCGUAACUUGAACAAGAUCAUCGACAUCAACUACUACCCUGUACCCGAGGCCAAGAAAAGCAACUUCCGCCACCGCCCGAUUGCUCUUGGUGUCAACGGUUUGGCUGAUGCAUUCCUCGCCUUGCGUCUGCCUUUCGAUUCGGCUGAAGCCAAACAGUUGAACAUUCAGAUCUUUGAGACUAUUUACCACGCUGCACUGACGGCUUCUUCGAAUCUUGCUAAGGAGGACGGACCAUAUGAGAGCUACGAAGGCUCUCCUGUUUCCCAAGGUAUCCUGCAGUACGACAUGUGGGAGCGUACUCCUACUGAUCUGUGGGAUUGGGAUGCCCUCAAGGCCAAGAUUGCCCAGACUGGUGUUCGCAACAGUCUACUGGUUGCCCCUAUGCCUACUGCCAGUACCAGUCAAAUCUUGGGCUUCAACGAGUGCUUUGAGCCUUACACUUCGAAUAUCUACUCUCGCCGUGUUCUUGCGGGUGAGUUCCAGGUCGUCAAUCCUUGGCUGCUUAAGGAUCUUGUCGACCUUGGUCUUUGGUCCGACAACAUGAAGAACCGCAUUAUUGCAGAGGGCGGUUCCGUGCAGAACAUCCCCAACAUUCCCGAUGACAUCAAGGCUCUUUACAAGACGGUGUGGGAGAUUUCUCAGCGACGAAUCCUGGAAAUGGCUGCGGACCGUGGCGCCUACAUUGAUCAGUCUCAGUCUCUCAACAUUCAUCUUAAGGAACCCACUAUGGGCAAGAUCACCAGUAUGCACUUUGCCGGGUGGAAGAUGGGCUUGAAAACCGGAAUGUACUAUCUCCGCACAAUGGCUGCGUCCGCUCCUAUUCAAUUCACUGUCGACCAGGAGCAACUCAAGGUUGCCGACACCAACGUUGCACGGACUAGCAAGAAGAGGGCUGGUGGCAUCGCAACUACUGCCUACUCGGCCGUGCCCCGCGCUCCCGCUGGCCAGGUGAGCGGCACAAGCCAGAAUGCUACCAACGGUAUUUCCCGCGAGGCCGACAGUAGUGGCGAGGUUGACACCUCGGACGAAGAGAAGAAGGAAGGCGAGCCUAGUGAGGCGGACAUCUACUCACAAAAGGUUCUUCAAUGCAGCAUUGAGAACAAGGAAGCUUGCAUUAUGUGCCAGGGCUGA